Mucor mucedo is the source of this 339-nucleotide messenger RNA. RefSeq lists its product as uncharacterized. Bases 1 to 339 code for a protein of 112 amino acids. Lineage: Eukaryota; Fungi; Mucoromycota; Mucoromycetes; Mucorales; Mucoraceae. The record is from RefSeq and is a predicted model, not a curated record. The transcript is spliced from 2 exons.
AUGGUUGCUGUACAAGUACGAACCAAUAUAAACAAGAUCAAUGCCUUGGUAACAGUUGGUUACUUGAUGAUGGGACUAAAUUUGGAACUUGUUGUAAUGGACGUUCCGAAAGGAAAGUACGUUACUCGAGUAACAAGGACAGAGAAGUUCCCCUUCCCUGGCACGAUUAGAAGUUUUAGUGCGGAUUUUCUUUCGUUGUUGGAGCUCGCGUGGAAAGGCCGUGAGAUGAUGAGGAUGAACCUUGACCUGUUGAACCAAAGAAAGAGAAAAGCUUCUGUGUUGGUAACUCGAGAGGAAGAAAAUAUUACCAUCGCUCCUUCUUUCAGCCAACAGCAUUAA